GGAAGGUUGAGGUUUUAGAGGCAUUAGAGCCCAUCGUUAUGUAGAAAUUUCAUAUAUAAGUAGUUGCCUUGAUCCAAUUAACAAGUACAUCUCUGUUUGAACGUGCAACUACAAGGAUGAGUACCGCUCACGAAUCAAAAUCUCCCAUUGUCUCCGAAAUCGAGGAGAGUUCCCGCUCUCACAAUUCGUACUCAUCGCCUGAUGAUGCUUCGUAUAAUAAAAACCAAGAUAUCGAGGUGCAAAUUUCGCAAGUCUCAUCGCUCAACCAGUUGGGCUCCAAUCCUUUCUUGGACCCAAAGGUUGAGGAGCAUUACCGUGAUAUUUAUGAGGGAUCUCAAUACGAGUGCCGUCAUGAAUUCGACCCCCACUUCACAUGGUCCCCGGAGGAAGAGAAGAAGAUAGUCCGUAAGUUGGACUUCAGGGUAGCCUUGUUGGCAUGCUUCAUGUUUGUGGCGUUGCAGGUCGAUAGGGGUAACUUGGGCCAAGCAACGUCCGACGGCUUUUUGAAGGACCUCAAACUCACCACGAACGACUACAAUACCGGCAACACCAUUUUCUUGGUGGCAUUCUUGAUUGCUGAAUUGCCGUCGCAGUUAAUCUCAAAGAGAGUUGGUCCAGAUAGAUGGAUUCCUUUCCAGAUGAUUGCUUGGUCCGUUGUCGCCAUGUCCCAAGCUGCGUUGAAGGGAAAGUCUGGUUUCUACGCUACCAGAUUCUUGGUUGGUUUCUUGGAGGGUGGCUUCAUUCCAGAUAUCGUGUUAUGGUUGUCCUACUUUUACACCUCCAAAGAAUUGCCAACCAGGUUAUCGUGGUUCUGGACUACCCUUUCUUUGACAACUAUUGCUACUUCGUUGUUGGCAAGUGGAAUCUUGAGGUUGAGAGGCGUGGGUGGGUUACCAGGCUGGGCCUGGUUAUUCUUGAUCGAGGGUCUCUUCACCUUGUUCAUCGGUAUCUCGGCUAUUUUCCUCAUGGUUCCUUCUGCGGUAGAGACUAAGGCUCCCUGGAGACCAAGAGGUUGGUUCAACGAGCGCGAGAUCAAGAUUGUCGUCAACCGUGUAUUGAGAGACGAUCCUUCUAAGGGAGACAUGCAUAACAGACAGGCCAUUACUCCGAAGUUGUUAUGGAAAGGGUUCACUGAUUACGAUUUGUGGCCAGUGUACAUCAUUGGCUUUUUCGCGUACAUUCCAAUGAACACCCUUGGGUUAUACCUUUCCAUAAACUUGAGAACCUUAGGUUUCACCGUCCUCGAGACCAAUUUGUUGGGUAUUCCGCAACAAGUGCUCCACAUAGUCUUGUUGAUAAUUUAUACGUGGCUCACGGUGAGGCUUAACCUGAGAGCUUUAGUGUCCCUCUGCCAGCCAAUCUACACCGUUCCAUUAUUAGGUGUUCUUUGUUGGUGGCAGGGAGCCAUGCAUAACAAGUGGGCAACGUACGCCGUCACCUCCUUGAUUUUGGGUAAUCCAUAUAUCCAUGCAGUCUGUGUCGGUUGGUGUUCCACCAAUUCUAACUCGGUGAAGAGUAGAACAAUCUCUGCAUCCUUGUAUAAUAUCUUUUGCCAGCUCGGGGGUAUACUUUCAGCAAACAUUUACAGAACGAGUGACCUGCCGUUAUACAAGAGGGGGAAUAAGGUGUUAUUUGCUAUUGCUUUCAUCUUGGUUCCAAUUCUCCUUGGGACUAGACAAUAUUAUGUUUGGAGAAACAAACAACGUGACACCAUCUGGGACGCCAUGACUGAGGACGAAAGGAAGAGUUACAUUGAGGACAACAAGGACUUGGGUAACAAGAGAUUAGAUUUUAGAUUUGUGUAUUAGUGGCAUAAAAUCUUUCAGUGCUAGACAGAGCUGUAGAGGUCCAUAUCUCCGUAAUUCUACAAAAUUUAGCUGGAAGAAAUUUCCUAACAGAUGUAGGUCGAUAUGGGGGUGCAGACCAA
Messenger RNA from Babjeviella inositovora NRRL Y-12698, 1927 nucleotides. RefSeq lists its product as uncharacterized. Gene Ontology annotation, biological process: transmembrane transport. NCBI's taxonomy places the organism in Eukaryota, Fungi, Ascomycota, Pichiomycetes, Serinales. Gene Ontology annotation, molecular function: transmembrane transporter activity. Gene Ontology annotation, cellular component: membrane. The coding region runs from base 117 to 1808 and encodes 563 amino acids. The transcript has a single exon. The record is from RefSeq and is a predicted model, not a curated record.